UGUUUUCAGUCAGUCUACCGCGGGACUUGUGACGGAGCGGUGCGCCUCGAGAGGGCAGCAGUGGUAUCGUGUGCGUGCGGCAAUAUCACGUCUUAAUUUCGUGUGGAUUGUUUCAUGCAUGGCUGCGCGGGUUGCAGCUUGCCUCGCUGAGGAGAUUUAGAAUUUACUAGCGUUGUCUCAAGGGCGGUGUAUGAACCUGCAACCCCCGUGUUCUGAGAGACGCGACGCCUGAAUUAUUCAUCCCUUUCUUUAUCUCUCGUCCCGGAAUAAAGAGGAAGGAGGGAAGGAAGAUCCCAUGAAUGCUACUUCGUGGUAUGGAGGAUGAGCAGCCGAUACCAGGAGACGGAGGUUCGCCACUUCUUUCAACUGACAGGAUAAACACCGUACCAAAAUGGCGGAAGAUUAUAAAGAAGAAUCUAAAUAUUUCACCUUGGUCACGUCAACGACAGGAAUCACUAAUGACCUCCAGCAUCACAAACAAAAUACCAUCGAGGUUUUGGAAAUGGCUUUCGAUAUUCAGAUUUCGAAAACAGGGAGAUGUGCAUCAUAUGAAAUUUCUGUCGGCAAAACAUCAACACAGAAUAAUUUCGAGCAGUUCGACGGCGCUUGUCCACGUGAUAUUCCUCUUGGUGCUUGUGGGGAAGACUGACGGUCUCUGUCCUUCUCGAUGCUCUUGUAACGACGAGGCACUGAGAGCGUCCUGCGAAGACGCAGGUCUCGAAGUCGUGCCAAUCCAGCUGAAUCCAAAUGUGAAAACCAUCAACUUAAGAGACAACCGUAUCGGUGACGUCCACUUCACACUUGGUUUCUAUUCAAAUCUGCGUUCACUGGACGUCUCGCGUAAUCGAAUCUCUUCACUGGGGUCUAAAAACUUUGAACUUCAAGGGAAACUGAUGAGCCUUAAUGUGAGCGGUAACCAGAUAGCCAACCUUACGAAAUUCACGUUCAGUGGACUCAAGUCUUUGAGAGUGCUGGAUCUCAGUGAGAAUCUUAUUGAAUCUUUGGAAGGCGGCGUAUGGGAAGAUUCGCCAAAUUUAUGGGAAAUGCAUCUGCGUACCAAUAAGAUUAUAUCGAUCGGUGAAGGUGUCUUCGAUCCGUUAAUUAACCUAAAAGUGCUAGAUCUCUCAGACAACCAACUACUUGAUGUACCAUCGGGUGCUUUAAGACGAUUACCAUCUUUGGGAACUUUAAAUAUGAGCGAUAAUCUCAUUGAAAGUGUAUCAGGUGACGCCAUACCAAAUUUACGAGAUUUAAAAAGUCUUUCUUUGGCAUCGAAUGUAAUAUCUUACAUUCAUGAUGCAGCAUUUGAUGGACUCUUAUCAUUAGAGUUCUUGGACAUUAGCUACAAUAACUUAAGUGUAGUUCCAAAACAACAGCUAUCGAAACUGGGAAGUCUAGAAGAAAUGGACCUCAGUGGAAACCAAUUCACGAGCAUUGGGCCAAUUGCUUUCCAAAGUCUUUUCGAACUCCGGCGCUUAAGAUUGUGCAGACUUCCAAGACUCGAACAUGUCGACGUGAGAGCUUUCGUUGACAACAUAAAACUUCAGAGCGUCUCCAUGGAAUACAACGUAGUGCUUACCAACCUUCCAACAAGACUUUUCCAUGGCAACACUCUUCUUGCUGACAUCUCCGUCCGUGGUAACUCUUUCACACUUCUGGAUGCCUCACACUUCCCUUUAGAUCAGAUGGACUCUCUGCUCCUGGCAGGCAACCCACUGCAUUGCAACUGCUCCAUGCUUUGGCUAUGGAUAUUGGCACGAAAACAACUUGAGGCAGAACAAAGAAAUGUAACAUUCCUGCCUCAGUCUGGAGACAUGUCACCGACGUCUUCAACAGUAUCAACAAAGGAGCAAAACAAAGUUCUUCAGAUGGAUAUUGAUGCUAUCAGAUGCGCAGGUCCAGAAACUGUUAAAAAGCUAUUGUUGGUUGAUGUACCAGAAAAAGAGGUACGUUGCGACACGUCGUGGCUGGCUGUCAUCAUUGUUACCGUUGUCGUAUUAUCAUUGUUUGCAGUGAUGUGUGGUUUUCUUGUGGUCUUUGGAGGCGACAGAUUUUGCAAGAAGCCUGACACACUCACAGAAUUACCCAAUCAUCAUCACCAUCAUCAAAAUGGUGCCAUGCUUAUGUUGAUGCCGAAAAAGGAUAAUAUGGAUGGUUUGGAGGACUUCAUGCUGAAAACGAAGGAUCCCGUGGUGAAUGACGUGAAGUAUCGUCAUCAACACUCGUUAGCGACUUGGGACCCUAUUAAUAAAGGCAUUCGCGUUCCAGACAAUAGGUCUCUUGGGAUGUACCAGAAUCAAUACAGUGUGAACGGUGAACAGCACAAACCAACACAUAUUGUUUACGUGUAGACUGGGAGAUGUGUUAAUCUAGCACAAAACAGAGACCCAGAGAACACUUCAAUGAACGUUCAGAUGGAAAGAGAGAUGUUUAAACUAAACAAGUGGGUGGCCUACUGUGGAGGCUGGAACAGUUUCUAAUGUUUCACGAUCAAAAUUUCAAAUUAAGAAAUUCAGCAGUGAUAACAGAUUCCAAUAAAAGUGAAUCUGUGGAUUCUGAAGUCAAGGUUGUCAUUAAACAAAAGUCUUUCUUUUUAUAUAUAUAUACUGUGGAAUGUCUGCCCUUGUAGUUAAUAUUAAGGAGAUUAAAGCAACGUGAAAAAGGUCUAACUGAUCUGCGUGACCAACAUUACUAUCCCGACUAUCAUUAAAAGUUUAUCAAAGAAACUAUAACAAAUUUGGUUCGUACUUCCUUCAUACGACUUAAUGUGAAUAACCAGUGAAAUAAUAUUCUAUAAAUAUAAAUUGUAAGAAUAUAGAUUAUUUGCUGUUCAAACUUAUGAGAAGUUCAGUGCAAGUACUAUUUUCGGAUUACACCGUGUUUUGGAUUGCAUACGUCAUUUUCUGUUUCAUUUCCACGAACGACAGUGCUUACUCAAAAGCAUUUGACUUACUACAUUUAUGGAUCCUGUUGUGUAAGACCAUCUGCGAAUGAGCAAAUAUGGUUAAUAAGUAUACUAUAUGAAACAAUAUAGGAAGUACACAUUCAGACUCUCAGCGUUAUUACAUCGCCUUUAAUUCCCACACUCAUAUUAUCUGUAUUAAUAAACAUUUUAACGUAAUCAUGUUCUGAAACAAACAGAUAAAUAUGAGAAAGAUUUUGUUAUAUUUCGUUUUGCCAGACAGUUAAAUGUGAGGCUAAAAUAAAGUUUCAUGAUAUAAUUCUCACGUAGAUGCAAAUGUUAUGCGUCCUUUUUCAACUUAGUCACAGUGUAUAUGUGCUCCUCAUAGUUCCGGUUCAUUAAUUUCUUGCAAGACCUCAAUAUUAAAUAUUAGUGAAUAUCCCUUAUUAUAGUGUGUAAAGAAUAAUCUUUAUAAAUACCACAUAUGGUGUUUAUAGAAGCGAAUGGUGCAUACAAGUUAUGGUUAUUGAUAUAUUCUUCGAUGAGCAUAUUGCAUUGGCUGAUCUAUGGUGAAGAAUAAAAUAAAGUCUUAACACUGAUGCAAUAUGAAGCCAAAAUAAAACACGAAUUUGUGAAUAACGUAUAUAUUUAUAUAUAUAUUAAACUGUGCAAUAUUGAUAUGUAAAGAUGCAUAGGUCUGACACAGCGGUAGUUAAUGUAUACCGACAUUUGUAUUGUUUAUAUAUUAAAAAAGAUUACUGUUUCAAAAUUUUCUUAGUGCUUUUCGUAAAUAAACUAUCAAAUAUAGUUUUACCAAAGUCAGGUAAUUUAAUGUUUCUGCAGCUACGUUUUCAACCAAUUUAAUUUGAGUCUAUUAGACAUCUAAAUACAUCUAAAGAAGUUCUUCCCUCCAAUUUACCUGAUCGUGUAUGCAUGUGGUUGGAGUGAGUAAUGUGCCUCAGAAUGUGCAUAAGUUUCUUUCGUAGCUCCUUUCAAAUAUUAAUACACGAUUAUACUUCGAACGUAAUUCAAAUUCAAAUCCGCAAAAUAAAACUUACGUUCCAGUGACCACUCAGUUGGAAAUCUAAUACAGAAAACAAAUUAUGUAACAGCGAUUAGAAGUCCUAUAGCGAAAUAAAUUAAGAUAUAUUCUGCUAUUUGCUGUCCAUUUAUCAGUCCUCGUGUUUUAAUAUUGCUCAAACAAUCUUCUUUAAAGCUGAAUGCAAGGAUGUUAUUAAAUAUUCAACACAUAUGACAUGUUUCAAAAUGUAGUUUUGUAUCAGACUGUGAUUAAAACACAAGUAAUUUUUAGUCAUGAGAUAUGAAGAAAAAUAUGUAACUUGUCCUUGGUUCAUACGCGCCAAUGCGGCAGCAGAUUAUACAAAAUAUAACUAAACUGUGGAUCGGAUAUAUGUGGAACCAAUCACUUCAAAAAUACACAGAAAUUAAAAACAUAGUAUUGAAAUUCGGAUUAAAAUUUCGCGUAUGCAGUAACCGCGUGGUUUUUGGAUUAAAUAUAAAUUUACGUAUUUCACCACUGAAGCUUCUAACACUAAAGAGUUUCAUUUUUUUAUAGAUCAAUAUAACAAUUAAGUAUUUAAAAUAAUUAUAUUGGUUCUGUGCAUACAUUCAUUCACUUGGACAAAUUAGGAAGUGUGCGUUCCUCAUGCUCUACAUUUAUUAAAAAGGGAAAUAGAAUAUGUUGCAGGGGAAUUCGGAUAACAAGAUGACAUUAUAAAAGAUUAGUCAGUGUCACUAAAGGUGACAUUGAAUAAACGUUUACUUCAAAAUAUUACCAUUGUGUAAUGGAUUAUAAAUAAUACGUCAGUCUUUAUGAGAACGUGUCACAUUAAACUAAUCAUCCUUCUACAUGCAACACAUGUUUCGACACAAAAGAAGAAUGGCAGUUUCAUUUAAACCUCUGGUAGUUUCAUCAUCAGGUAGGCCAUCACAUACAACUGUUUCUUAGCUGGAAUAUGUCUUAAUCAUCAAGGUCGAAAAUAUUUGGUUCAUAUCACCACUGGGACCCCUUUUACACCCUGGUAAGCUGUUGAUUAAUUUACAUAAUUUAUGCAAUCUUUUACGCUUUACGGUCUAAAUUGGUAAGUGACAAAUUCUAAAACUUUAAAAUUCUAAUAUGACACAACAAAACCUAAUAUUACUAUUCUUCGGUGUCUCAACAAUUCCGCAAACAAAACGGUAUAAUGCCACCAAGACCAAAAAGACCAAAAGUACUAUUAUAUGAAUCUAAAUGCAAAAUUACGAUUACAUUAUAAAAUAAAUAAUAAACAAUAAUGCGUUUUAUGACGUCUUCGCAUUUCAACAAUUUAUAAUUAACAUUUUGAUAUUACGAUUUUAACAUUUUUGAAGCCAGGGAUGAGACCACGAGUAACUAAGUUGUAAAAGAGGCCCUAAUUGAUGGUUCGUAUGGACUGAAAUAUAGUGGGUAUUAAUAACAGAACUCAGCUAAUAAAUAGUUUUGUCUGAUGGUUCAAUUAAUGUUAAAGCAACUGGAUGAUACGAACGCAUGGAACACAAAUACAAGUGCAAUAUCCCCAUCGAUAAUUUACACGACAAAUAGAUAGUUUGAAACAUUUUAAAAAUAAUACACCAUUGCAUAACUUUGUAAGAAAUUCCAGAUAAUGAUUAUUCACCUUAGGUUUUGUAAACUAAAAAGGACGUUCAUUAUAAUCCUAAAAAUGCUCCAUUUAUCAAAGUUGCGUGUUAUUUUAAGUUUGGAAAAUAAUCACAGUAAUGUUACACUUACAUGUGUAUACCUUUUCCAGCGAUAUAAAUACAUUAUCGUUUUAUAUGAGAAAAUCAUAAUGCGUAUGGGAAAAUUAGCUUUUAUAUUUUGAAUUCUUAUUCAUAAUUUAAACCUUGACAUUUUCUACAUUAGCCCACUCAAAAGUGAUGAAGAAGACUGACAUCUUUAUUAUCCAUACAGUGAUUAUAAAUAAUUUUCUUGCAACUAAACCUUGAGAUCACAAUUUUUGUAAAACAUUAAAAACUGUGUUUAGGCCUAGAUAUAAAGCCAUAGUGUCAAUAAUUUAUAUUUGUGUAAAACGAAUAGUUGAAACGCAUAAUCACACAACUCUGUCGAUUUUCUUCAGUAGCGUGAUUGUCUUACAUAAUGAUUAUAAACUAAAAAUACAAUGUAUUGAAAUAUUUUUAACAAUAUGUAUUUUUAGUGUUUUAUUGAUUGAUUAAAAUUAGCAAUAAUUCUUGUAUUUUAUAAAACUUAACUGAAGGGUUCAGCACUUUAAAAAGAUGGAAGGGGGAGCUUGCCUCAAGGAAGUCAGAAUGUAAAUGAAAUCAUAUAACACAUACAAAGUUUAAUUUCUACAAGUUUCAAACAACAUAUGUAAACGUCCCGUAAAAUUUAUUUCCUAUAUUGCAACAAUCGAGUGGACAAACUGAAGUUUGUAUUAUGUACACUCUUUAAAUAAAUCUUGCGUGUUCAUAAUCACAAACUGCACAAUAGCAUCAACAAACGGAAGUUAACACAAUGUUAAAGUCACCUCAUAAUUGUAUUGCUUUCUUCAUAAAGUAAAAUAUAAUUUUGAACACCCUGGCCUAGACUGAAUCUUACGUAGUAUGUUUCAAAACCUUUUCUACGACAUGAAUUGAAAACUACAUAGACAUUUAAUAUGUCGUCGCGUAAAUAGUUCUUGAAUAAAAUUUCUUUUCAAAUUUCAGUUUACCUAUCUGUAUUGUUCCUUGUAGUAUUUUGAAGUAACUCCAUCAGGACUGCCUUCAACUUACAUGUCAAGUGUUGAAGAGUAUUUAUCCACAAAAUAUAAAUAAUUUGGCUGUGUGAUAAUGAGCUUUCCAUAAAAGCUAAGCUAAUUAUGCGAUAUUUGAGUUCUAAAUCGAAACUAAACAGAUCGUAAGAAAGAGGCACACAUAUUCUAAAGCAUAAAUUGAUAAAUUUACAUUUUCGCAUUUGAAUUAUUUAGGCAGAAGUAAAGUAAAUGUUUCAGUUUAACUGUUGUGAUAUGACGCAUUUGUGUGGAAAUUUUUAUCAUGUGCCUCGUGAUAUUUUUAUAAUAUACCGUGUCUUCCUGUACUUCCGUCUGCAAAAGAAAGUAAAGUUUCUUUGCCUUACGUACUCUUGUCAGUAUCCAAACAACCACAGAUAAAGUGUUUGGCCCGCACUUAAACCGCAGACGAUGGUUCAAAGGAAAUAUUGUUCCCCUCUUAAUUCGUGAAAUAUAAUUCUAUUCGUCUCUUUUGUAACGCAGGAAAUUUUAAUAUUUAUGUUACAAUUGAAAGUUUAUUACUUUUCCUUUCUAUAUUAAUGCUGCUACAAAUAAAAUGCAUGCAUAUAUAUCGAUACAUAUAGCUUAUAUUAAUAAACGUCAUACAAUAUGACUUAAAAAGGUUUGUAAGUGAUAUAAAUAUGUCGACACGAACGAAUUAUCUAAUCUCAUACCCCCACUUUUACCUUAAGAAAGAGUUAUUCUUUGUUUUUUAACUGUUAUAUGAUUUUCUGAUAAAUAUUAAACACUACAACAACUGAACCAACAACUUAAAAGAUACGAGUAUUACUUCUAAAAAAAAUACACCCGUAUUAUUUUAGAAAUUACUGAAAUAAAUGAAGUCAAACUCGCCCUUCUAUCCGCAAUAUAAGCCAGCUGAUGAUAAUUAGUCGUGUAUUAUGCUGUGAUUUUUCCAUUUGUUCUUGCUCCAGCUCAGAGAAUGUGUACCAAGCAAUCUCGGUAUAUGCAAUAUUUAUUGUGAAAAUUUAACAAAAUGUGUGACGAUAAUUAUUUUGAAAAUAUUAUAUAAAAGACAUGUAAUAUAUAAGUAUUAUAUAGACUGUAUUACUUGGGUUGCAUAUUGUUAAGUUAUAUUGUAACUAACCUCUUUUUGAAAUAAAAUAAUACACCAAGUUAUAAUUAACAAUAA
Molecule: messenger RNA, 7813 nt
Organism: Zootermopsis nevadensis
Lineage: Eukaryota; Metazoa; Arthropoda; Insecta; Blattodea; Termopsidae
Cellular component (GO): plasma membrane
Molecular function (GO): protein binding
Source: RefSeq, a predicted model, not a curated record